AUGGCAUCUAUAUUUUACAGCUAUACUCCUAAAGAUGUUCGAUCUCUUGCUUAUGAGUGUGCUCUUCAAUACAAAAUCAAAAUACCAGGUUCUUGGACAGUAAAUAAGAUGGCUCGUAAAGAAUGGAUGACUAGUUUUUUAAAAAGAAAUCCUCAAUUAUCUAUAAGGAAACCUGAAGCAACUAGCCUUGGUAGGGCGACAUCAUUAAACGCUGCAAAUGUAAAAGUAUUUUUUGAUAAGCUAGGUGAAGUUAUGGAUAUAUACAAAUUCAGUGCUUCACAAAUAUGGAAUGUUGACGAAACUAGUGUAUCUACAGUUGUAAAACCUAGUAAAAUUGUGGCUGCAAAGGGCAAGAGAAAUGUUGGUGCUAUGACAUCUGGGGAAAGAGGCACUAAUGUCACAAUGGUAACCGCUGUAUCUGGCUCAGGAAAUACAGUACCUCCAAUGUAUGUGUUCUCUUGCAAAAAUUACAAAGAUUAUUUUAUUAAUAAUGGUCCACCGGACUGUAUUGGGGUAGGUAAUGGAAGUGGCUGGGUUACAGAUAUUGAAUUUAAAAAUUUUAUGCAGCAUUUGAUUAGGCAUGUGAAGCCUUCAAAUGAAUACAAAAUUCUGUUAAUUUUGGACAAUCACUCUUCUCACUUGCAUUUUGAAACACUAAACUUAGCAAAGGAGAAUGGAAUAUGUUUUCAAAAAACUAUUGUAUACCCGUACAAUGCAACCAUUUUUGCUGAUGAUUUUUUACCAUCAUUUGUCACAGAUCAUAUAGAACCAGCAAAUCUUGUUUCUGAGCUAUCACACGUAGCUCAUUCUGAAGUAUGUUUAACAUCAUCUUCAGGUCAAUCUGUCAAAACUAGUAUUAAUAAAGAGACAAUGUUACUUAUUUCUGAAACUCCUAAAGCAUUUUCUCCAGAAACAGUGCGACCUUACCAAAAAGCAGCACCAAGAAAGAUACAUUUGACAAGAUGA
Hydra vulgaris (swiftwater hydra) is the source of this 966-nucleotide messenger RNA. RefSeq lists its product as uncharacterized. Gene Ontology annotation, molecular function: DNA binding. Gene Ontology annotation, cellular component: nucleus. The record is from RefSeq and is a predicted model, not a curated record. Lineage: Eukaryota; Metazoa; Cnidaria; Hydrozoa; Anthoathecata; Hydridae.